AGCAGACUCCGAGAUGAGGACUCGCGCAGCAGCAGCGUGGUUGGCGGCAGCAGCCGCCCUCGCCCUCCAGCAAAUCGCCUGGGGUCAUGUGCUCAGCCAACAGGACACCAGCCUCAGUUCGCAAAGCAGAGAAACACGGGCCGCGCGGGGCGACCACGUGGACGAGCACCCGGGCCACGGCAAAUCGGACUCGGCGCUCAGCUACUACGAGUUCCUCAUCAACGAGGGGUCGUACAAGUUCUGGGCGUGGUUCCAGCUGGCGACGGCGGCGCUGCUCAUCUACUCGGUGUUCGCGGCCAUCUACUACUCCAAGUACACGUACUACACCAUCGCCUCCGACUACGACUACGACUACUUCUUCAAGCGGUCUGGCGAGCCGGCGCCCGCGGCGCGGUCCGCCCCCGCGGCACACACCUCCACCUUCCUGGGGCUCUCCGCCCAGACCUACCAGAGGAUCCUCGACGCCAUCACCAGCAAGAACUACUCAUGACCACUUCCCCGCCAGGACCGUGCUCACCACAUGUCACGAGUAAACCCUUGCGGCCACUCCUCAGGAGUGAUAAACAGUGACCUGAUCAACUAGACUCGGACACUUGUACUGUUCACAGAGUGCCCUCCCGUAUUCUCAAAGCAAAGGGCGUUCACGGGCGCAAGAUGUGGACUGUUAAUCUAACUGUUUUCCAGACGUGCGCAUGUCCGUAUUAAGAGAGUAAAUCGAAAAUGUUGUCCUAUCAAAGAGACGAAACUGUUCCACGACUGUUGUUGAGAAAGCAAUAACAAGACGUAGAGGGUUUUUCGUCUCUCUAUAGAAGCAUUGCAUGAAAGUAGUGUGAUUAACAACACGAAAUCAAUCGCACCACUCGCACAUCAAUUUCUGCAACGUGCAUUUCUUUUCCUAAGUCAAAUGACACUUUUAAUUUAUCUUUGGCGGAGUGGUCCAUUUCAUAGAAUAUAUUUUCUUUCUGAUUGAAUUGGAUUCAAUUGCAAAAAAUGCUGCGGAAUCAUGUAGCGUACAAUUUGGAAGAACUUUUCUAUGCGGCUAAGAGUAACCCUGCCUGAAUCCAAAUUAAUCUAGUCCAUUAGAACUUCGUUUUAAUUUAUAUGAGUCAAUCGAGAUUGCUAAUCUGUUCAGUUUCUUUCGGACAUGGGACGAGAAUGUAAAAAAGUAUCCAAUAUGUAAGGCAAUAACCACUUCAUACCAUUCAAUAAAACACAACGUAACAUUACACAAAAAAAAUUGUACAUAAACUUUUCAGAUGGUUGGGUAUUAGAGGCAAAACGUAUUUUCGGCCUAUGCCAGCAAAUUUUCUAAUGUUCUUGAUGUGACGAGUGGUGAGUGCUUAAUGGUCAAGGCGCUCCACUGUUAAUUCGAUGUAUGCAUCUUCCAGGCGACACUCGCACUGUUUCUUUCUUUCUCGUGCUAUCAUUUGUCUGCUGAUGCAUACUGGAUAUGGUUUCAUAAUCCCGUACCUGCAUGCCUCCAACUCAGAACUGUUGAUCUGGCCCACGUCUCAACAAAUGCGCUUCUUGGGUGGAUCGUUGCGAUGGUGAUUCCAUAAUACUGAAGCAACCAUGGCAUGACAGCACCUGUUGCAAAGAGAACGCCGUCGACGAUGGAAAGAAAAGCAGUUCUAAGUUUGAUGUAAAGGUACGAAAGAAAGUUUCAAGGUAUUUAUUGUAAAAGGUAACUUGGGUUUCUGGAUUUUAUUUGUUUUUGAGAGUAAUUUAUUUCUACGCUGUGCCUGUACUGUUAAAGAAGCAAGUUAGUUCCGAUUUUCGGUUUUAUUUACAUUAUUUAUAGACUUGCUGUACUGAGUUUUGGAGGAGUGCAGCCAACUUGCUGCGCAAGAGGGGAGUUGCAUCCCGAGUGCCAAAUUCUUUUCAAAGAGAACUUUGUAUCUGCAACUAUACUAUGUUUUUGGAAUUGUACAUAAGAGUUACGCACAACAAAAGAAAUGUCAAUGUAUCGGCAAUACUGUGUUUCUUUGCUUAGAACUGUUUGUCUGUUGACACAGAUUUCUAUAUGAAAUGUAUUAGAAAGUACAAAUUCUAGUAAUAUUUAACACAUUGAUAUUUUUAUGUAAUAUUUAUAAAUGUACAAAUAAAUUUAUUGUAAUUUAAAA
Messenger RNA from Schistocerca gregaria, 2123 nucleotides. RefSeq lists its product as uncharacterized. The transcript is spliced from 2 exons. NCBI's taxonomy places the organism in Eukaryota, Metazoa, Arthropoda, Insecta, Orthoptera, Acrididae. The record is from RefSeq and is a predicted model, not a curated record. The coding region runs from base 14 to 490 and encodes 158 amino acids.